Molecule: messenger RNA, 981 nt
Organism: Adineta ricciae
Lineage: Eukaryota; Metazoa; Rotifera; Eurotatoria; Adinetida; Adinetidae
Source: the annotation of a GenBank genome assembly
AUGAAAGCUUUUAUUUUGUUAUGUGCGUUUCUUAUCAGUGGACAUUGUUUCCCAACAUCGAAUGAAUCUUGGUCUUUAUUUAAACGUGUUUUUAAAAAACGAUAUUCCUCCAAUGAAGAAGAAAUAAAUCGUCGUCAAAUCUGGGAAGAAAAUGUAGUAAUGAUAAAUAAACAUAACCUUGAAGUCGAUUUGGGACUUCAUAGUUAUACACUUGCAAUGAAUCAAUUUGGUGAUUUAAAUAAUGAAGAAUUUCGUAAACAAAUGAAUGGAUAUGAAAUGUCCUCAAAAGAUGAAAGUAAUUCACAAAUAUUUUCAGCACCAGAAGAUUUUGUUUUACCAGACGAUGUUGAUUGGCGUACAAAAGGUUAUGUAACAUAUGUGAAAGAUCAAGGUCAAUGCGGUUCAUGUUGGGCUUUUUCAACAACAGGUGCACUUGAAGGACAACAUUUUGCAAAAACAUCACAACUUAUUCCACUUUCUGAACAGAAUUUAGUUGAUUGUUCAUUACUUAAUUUCGGAUGUAAUGGUGGUAAUCAAGAUCUUGCUUAUGAUUAUAUUAAAAUGCAUCAUGGAAUUUCGGAUGAAAAUUCUUAUCCAUAUUGGGCUGAACGUGAUAUAUGCCAAUUUAAUAAAAUACAUGUUGCUGCCACAAUUACAGGAUAUACUCGAAUAAAAAAACAUAAUGAAACAGAUCUUCAAGCUGCUAUUGCCACAAUUGGUCCGAUAGCAGUUUCAAUUGAUGCUUCACAAGGUUCAUUUCAAUUUUAUUCAAGUGGAGUUUAUGACGAGCCUAAUUGUUCAACAAAAAGACUUGACCAUGCUGUUUUAGCAGUUGGAUAUGGAACAUUAAAUGGUAAAGAUUAUUACAUUGUGAAAAAUUCAUGGGCAGCUAGUUGGGGAAUUCGUGGUUAUAUACUUAUGAGUCGAAAUAAACAAAAUCAAUGUGGAAUUGCUACAUCAGCUCUUUAUCCGUUGGUUUAA